CUUCCUCUGGUUGAGUUGUUGAUGCGGCUUCACAAGAGUUGGAGAGGCAUGUCUGCGUUUCAGCUAGAGUGAAAUGCUCUCCAGUGUUCAUUGACUGGCGAAUGACAGAAGGUGAGGGCCGGGAAAAAGGAUGACAAUGGCGCAUGUUGGGGCAGUGGUUGCGGCGAUCACUGCUGUGAUGGCCAUUUUGCUUCACUCCUCCAUACACAAGAUUGAAGAAGGCCACUUAGCGGUUUAUUACAGAGGUGGGGCUUUGCUCACCGCUCCUAAUGGCCCAGGCUAUCACAUUAUGCUGCCUUUCAUCACCACCUACAGAUCAGUGCAGACGACACUGCAGACAGAUGAAAUAAAAAACGUGCCUUGUGGAACAAGUGGUGGAGUCAUGAUCUAUUUUGAUAGAAUCGAGGUGGUCAACAUGCUUGUGCCAUUAGCAGUGGUGGACAUCGUGAGGAAUUACACUGCGGAUUAUGAUAAGACACUAAUAUUCAACAAAAUCCACCACGAGCUGAAUCAGUUCUGCAGUGUUCACACACUACAAGAAGUCUACAUUGAGUUGUUUGAUAUUAUUGAUGAAAACCUUAAGACUGCUCUGCAGAAGGAUCUGAACUCCAUGGCCCCGGGUCUCACUAUCCAGGCAGUCCGUGUCACCAAGCCUAAAAUCCCUGAGGCAAUCAGGAGAAACUUUGAGCUGAUGGAAGCUGAAAAGACCCGACUACUGAUCACAGCUCAGACCCAGAAAGUUGUGGAGAAGGAAGCAGAGACUGAGAGGAAGAAGGCUAUCAUUGAGGCUCAAAAAAUGGCUCAAGUGGCUGAGAUCCAGUUCAAGCAGAAAAUCAUGGAAAAGGAGACUGAGAAGAAGAUAUCUGAAAUAGAAGAUGCCGCGUUCAUGGCCAGAGAGAAAGCUAAAGCAGAUGCUGAGUUCUACACAGCAGCGAAGUUUGCUGAAGCCAAUAGGCUGAAGCUGACACCAGAGUAUCUGGAGCUCAUGAAAUAUCAGGCCAUCGCUGCCAACAGCAAGAUCUACUUUGGCCAGGACAUUCCCAACAUGUUUGUUGACAAUACUGCCUCUCCCUCAACCAAAGGGGCUGACUCAUUGGAGCAGCUGGAGUCGUUAACCCAGGCUGAGAAAAAUCCUAGGAAAGUAACUGGGCUAAAAGCAGACGCAGAGCGUCACUGAGAGGCCCGCCCAGGGCUUCUCCUCUGUCACUGUCUGUGUCUCUGGGGCUGGGAUUGCUUGCGUGGCAUGAUGGCAUAGAUACUUUUCUGCUUUUCUGAGGGCUCUAAACUAACUGUGCAGUUAGUCAUCUGACUUGAGGGUACUGAUCAACAAAGAGGCUGUGUUUUACUAUCACAGGCCUGUGGUCUGGGGUAGGGCUUAAAUGUCUUAAAAAGACACUGAGAUCUAUAAAGUGUGCUAUGAAUCAGUGAUGCUGCUGUGAUGACACAGCGUUCAUUUCCCACCUAUCUUUUACUUCCUUUUGCCCUUUUGUGUUAUUUGCGGAUUGAUAUGUGAAAAAUUUGCAUCUUUGUGUUUGCAUAACUGGAAUUAUAAGGCUUCAUGUCAGUUGAGACGGGGGGAAAUUGGUUAUGCAGCUACAAGAGGUUUUUUUUUUGUUGUUGCUGCUGCUGCCAAAAGUUAUCUUGUGUCUUUCAUAACACAGUCAUAACACUGAGGUCUUAAAGUAAAGCCCCUCUACAAAACCUGUCAUACAACACUUUCAGUGUGACUAUAGGCCCAUAUUAAGCACAGUUAGAUGGUGUUCGUCAGUGAAUUGAUAUUGCAUUGAAAUGAUGUACAGUUUACAUUUGAUGGUUCUGUUAAUGAAAAGUUUUUGCAUUGUUUUCACCUCUUUUGUAAAUUGGGAAUCCACAGGUUAGUGUACAUGUAGUAUAGUAGUUGGGUUUGUUCCUGUGCAAGUUGAAAUGUGGGUGAUUGUUGCAUUGAAAUGUUAUGCUGCUUGCAUUCAGUUGAUUUUCAUAGCAUGGGCUCAGGAAUCCAACAUGCCAUUUGCUGCCAUGAUUUAAACAUGACUAGUUUUGUCUUACUUUGCUUUCACUGCAUGACUGAUGUGCAGAAUGAUGACCUCCAGUAGUCCAGCAGGAACCUACAAAGGGAAGUUAAAUAAGGGCUUAUGUAUCUGGAAAAUUAAAAUAAUAAAUAACUAAGGAAACUACUGACCUAAUGAAGGGCUAUGAAAUUUAAUCUUUCAGUAAAAUGUUUGUACCAGUUAAUAGACUUAUUAGACCUGUUAAUAUGAAGUAAAGAACACCUUCACUCACAUUUGCUGUUAUGUUUCAUUUCACCAAUAGGGGGAGCAUAGGUUCUUUUAUAAUUAUAGACUGGAGGGAAAAUACCAAUUGAGCCUCAAGUACAAAAAACACUGUUUUGGCUUUGUUAGAUUUAGAUAGUCUUAGUUUCCUACGUGAGAAAUUUGUGUGCAUUUAAUGAAAAGUUGUAAGCACUUAUGGUGGUUACUGCUAUAACAUGCUAAGUGUAUAGGUGCUAAUUCUCAGGAAAGAGACAGGAUGAGUUUACCAAAAGUAUCAAAUCUCAAGUCUUCUACAUUUUCAGUAGUUUGUGGGUUUCAGGAUUUUCUGCCUGGUUGAUUAGUCUAACUUGGAUCAGGCUUUAGGGCAUUUCUCCCUCUGUUCGUUUUAAAGGAACCUUUCGUAGGUGAUUCAUCAGGCCUGUAACAGCAUUCGGAUGUGUAAUGCCCUUUUUGUUCAGCAUGUCUUCUGCUUUCAACCUGCUUUCUCUCAGUUGGUGUGAAUUAGAUCAAAGAGCUGAGGAUUCGUCCAGUCUCUGUCAUUAAUUCCACCCUGUGUUUGCCAUUCCUGUGGGCUUCCUUCUCUGCUGUAUAGCAUUACACUUUUUUUCCUUGUGAUUUUAAAGUACAUAUUAUUAAAGGUUGGGAAAGGGUUCAUAAAAUGUGUAACAUUAUUAACAAUUUUAAGGGGGGAAAAUGCAUUAUUUGAUUAAAUGGAUUAUAUAAUUCAAUGUUUCAUGAGCAUAAGGAAAUCAAGACACUUUUGAAUCUAAUUACUAGUGGUGGAUAUGAUUUUCAGUGCUGAUCAUUUAGAAUGCGUGAAAUGAAGCUACUCUGUGAAUGUGACUUUUAUACGUAUGCAUAAGUUGAAUUCUUGAUUUCCCAACAUUUAUAUGCAAAAUUUGUAACAUUUUGACAGUUCAAUUCUCUAAAAUAAAACUUAUUUUGAUACCACCAA
Ictalurus furcatus (blue catfish) is the source of this 3225-nucleotide messenger RNA. RefSeq names its product ER lipid raft associated 1 (gene erlin1). Gene Ontology annotation, molecular function: ubiquitin protein ligase binding; cholesterol binding. The record is from RefSeq and is a predicted model, not a curated record. Gene Ontology annotation, biological process: SREBP signaling pathway. The coding region runs from base 131 to 1177 and encodes 348 amino acids. Gene Ontology annotation, cellular component: endoplasmic reticulum; endoplasmic reticulum membrane. NCBI's taxonomy places the organism in Eukaryota, Metazoa, Chordata, Actinopteri, Siluriformes, Ictaluridae. The transcript has 12 exons.